ACUCUUGUUGGAUUUUGUUGUCAUCUGCUUCUCAGUUGUUGUGGAGCCACAUGAAGUCGAGCAAGCCUGUUGUAUCAGUCACUGUUUAGAUCAACGUAGCAGUCAAAAACAAGACAUGGGAGGUCACAUACAGGACAAAAUCAAUGAGACCCAAAAUACGGACAUCCCGACUAAUACGGGACAGUUGGAAACCUAGCUAGAGGGCCUUUUCUGCUUGAAGCCAUCUGUUUACAGCCAAACGGUUGACCACUGUGUGUGUAUAUGUGUCCUGUCACAAAACUCCCACAUAUUGUAUUUGAAAUGCGUGUAGGUCAUGAUGCACUUUGAUAAUGAAGCUAAAAUAUGAAUAUGAAUUUGAUUUGUGUUUACUUUGAUUAUGACUUUAGCCAAAUAAGAGUAAUUAAAAACCACUGUUUACAUCAUAGUUUCGCAGUAUUGUUAUUUGAAUAUUGUUGUGCAUGUAAACAUUGAAACCCACUUGUUUUAGCCACUGAUGCUCCACAUCACAGCAGCACAUCAAACUGCUAACUUCACAACCAGAAGAAAUGAACAGGAGAUUUUGUGUCAUUUGAGGUUAUCAACAUAUAAACAUGCUUUUCACACUGGAAAAGUUAACACCAGGUUAUUCUAAACCCCGGGUUAACGGAAUCCUGGGUUAUCUGUUUCACGUGUCACACUGUUCGUGCUUAACCAGGGGUUAAGAGAUAACCCUGGGUAUUCAUAAUCUGAAGUUACACAUUGUGUAUUCCUAAACCCUAGGUCAGGUGUCUUAAACCCUGCUCAUACACCUGUCUGUAAUUAUCAAGCAACCCUGAACACCUUGAUUAGCUGUUUCAGCUGUGUUUAAUUUGGGUCAAAAGUUAUUAUAUUAUAUUUUUUACUUUAUUUGUUUAAAAAAGCUUUGUUGCAUGUUUAAUUUUUAUUAGGUAAUAAAAAAGACAGUCCAAUAAGAUAUUGUAGGUGGAGCAGUAAAUGUUCUCAAGAAACAGAGCUUUCAUUAAGCUGUUUUGUUGUAUGUAUUAAAUGUUUUUAAAAGCACCUUCCAUCAAUUAAUUUCCAUGUGGAUUUGUCUACAUUUAGAGGAAUCUCUCUGUAAAUAGCAGUUGUUUUGGACAGUAGCACGAGGUGCUGUGCUGAUCCCAUUGUCUGUGGCGUAACAGCAACAACACUAAGCUGUGUUCAUACAGCGCUGCGCAGAUCGAACAAGAUAUGACAUCACAGUACCGCGAGAUCAAACUUUCUCAAUACGUGCUCGAAUCGCUCACGCGAUACUUCAACGUGACAUGCUUUCGGCCUUCCUAUCAACGACACUUUUACUACGCAAGUCAGCAGCAGUGGAUUCGUUUCCCCGGAAAUGCAGACACGUGAUAAUGACAUCACCGCUGUUAGCCCCAAUUUCCCGCGAAACAGACUACACGCGCCCAUUAAAGGAGGAAAGUCAUUGCAUGUCACUGCAGUCGCUAUGAUGCUGGGUAUACCAAGGCAGAAAAAACGAAAAAGACCUCAACAGGAUGCUGAGCAUCACAUUACUUGUAAAACAGACAAGCCUGAGCUUUAUGAGCAAGUUAUCAGCAAAUAUAAAGGACGUGGAGUUUUCACCACUGAAGCAUUUUUUAGAGGUGAUUUUGUCCUUGAAUACAGAGGUGAACUUCUGACUUCAGAGGAGAGCCUUGAUCGAUCUAAACUCUACAAUGACGUUGAGAACACAUUCUUGUUUGAUUUUCAGUGGCAUGGCAAAAAUUGGUGCAUGGAUGCAUCCAAGGAAGAUGGGUCCUUGGGAAGACUUGUAAAUGAUGAGCACAGAAAUCCUACAUGCAAAAUAAGAACUGUUGAAGUGAACAAAAAACCUCAUCUGUGUCUUUUUGCUGUACGAGAUAUUCAACCAGGAGAAGAAAUCACUUACAGUUAUGGAGAUUCAGAUUGGCCUUGGCGAGCUAAGGUAUCAUCAACAGAAUCCAGUGAUAAAAGUCCAGUCAGCAGUUUGGAUUUGCAGAAAUUGUUCCAUCAGGCUCCUCCUGUUUCCUAA
Messenger RNA from Paramisgurnus dabryanus, 2026 nucleotides. Its product is annotated as N-lysine methyltransferase KMT5A-like. The record is from RefSeq and is a predicted model, not a curated record. Gene Ontology annotation, molecular function: protein binding; histone H4K20 methyltransferase activity; transcription regulator activity. Gene Ontology annotation, cellular component: polytene chromosome; nucleus. Gene Ontology annotation, biological process: regulation of DNA damage response, signal transduction by p53 class mediator; regulation of transcription by RNA polymerase II. NCBI's taxonomy places the organism in Eukaryota, Metazoa, Chordata, Actinopteri, Cypriniformes, Cobitidae.